CUGGUGCGGCUGGACUCAUUUUCUGUGUACUGGAAUAGCAGAAGUGAUUUACUGCUGGAGAAAUCUAAGAAAACUAUUUUGAGUGUUUUGGCAGAUAGCAUCCCAAAGCUAGGAAGCAAGUCAGCCCACCAACAUUUGUUUCAGCCAAUCUCUGCAGUGGCACAUCUGCGCUUGAACACCAAACCUGAACUGAUGAACCUGGCCCUGCCCAAAAUACAGCUGACCUUAGUGUUUGAUGAAAUUACAGUCAACCUCUCUAAAGAUCAGUUUGAUGACAUUCUAGAAAUGUUGGAGUCACUAGAGAGGAUGGCUCUACGUAGUAAAUACAUGGCAACCAGACCAAAUGUACCAUACAGUGGCAGUGCCAGAUUAUGGUGGAAGCAUGCGUAUGCUGUUGUUCUACGGCAUACAGUGCAGCGCAGACGCAAUAUGUGGAAGUGGAACAACAUGAAAAAGCACCGGGAGAAUUUGAAGGAGUAUAGAGAACUCUAUACUCAGAAGCUGACCACCAAAACACUCGGCAGCAGAGAGAUGGAGGCAAUUGCUUACAUUUUAAUGUCACUGAUAUCUUUGAACAUCUUUAAUGUCACUGCAGAGCUAGUCACUGAUGCUUUAAGAGAGAAAAUGGUUGCCAGAAUGGACAGAAAACGAGAAAAAAAUAAAGUCACAAAAUGGUUUCGUAGUUGGUUCAGUAAAAAAGAGACAGAAGAAGACAUCAUCCCAAUAACAGAUAAAUUCAGUGAGGAGUUCACAGAUGAUGAAAAGGGCAAACUGUACAAGGCUAUUGGCUAUGAUGAGAGUGCUAAUGAUCCCACCUAUCCUACAGAGUUUGUGUCAGUACGCCUAGUUGUCAAGCUGAACAAGCUGUCGGCAGUGCUCAUGGGAAAGAAAUAUAAAGAGAACCCCCUGUUGAAAAUGAUGUUGACAGAGAUCUGUGCUAGUUUUGGCCAGAGACCUGCAGCUAAUGCUAUCAGACUUGAUGUCAAGGUUGACCAGUUGAUUGCCAUUGGCGCCCCACGUUCUGAUUAUACACCAAAGUUGAUCAACUCUGUAGGAGUGUCCAAGGAAGCCAACAUAUCUUUGUUUACUGUGUCCUUGGAAACCAACCCUCUGGACAACCUGUGUGAUACUAGACUUCGAAUCAGUUCCAGACCUCUUGAGAUAAUCUAUGAUGCUGUCACAGUCAAUGCACUAGCUACAUUUUUCAGACCCCCAGAAUCAGUUAAAUUGAAACAGUGA
This is a messenger RNA of Candidula unifasciata, 1239 nucleotides long. NCBI's taxonomy places the organism in Eukaryota, Metazoa, Mollusca, Gastropoda, Stylommatophora, Geomitridae. The record is from the annotation of a GenBank genome assembly.